CUUCUUCACGAAAUGCCGUUAUUGAAAGUGAUUUUCUCCAAUAUUACUAUCUUUUCCCUUUGCAUUUAUUCCACUCUCACUACAACUUCUUCUACGAUCAGCUUUCAAUGCCUCCUCUGAACCCACCUCAAAGUUUAGAUUUCUCUGUUUGAUUAGCUGGAGAAACCACAAUGUUCAUCUGUAAGCUUGCAGAUCUGAGGAAAACAAGUGAAUGAGAAAACUUUGAUGUGAGUAUUAUGACGAUUGUUGCGGCCUUCAUUUUCCUUUUGGUCUCGCCAUUUGUUUCAUCUUCAGACAUAGACACAGACAAACAAGCACUACUCGAGUUCGCAUCUCUAGUUCCACACUCCCGCAAACUCAACUGGAACACCACAAACCCAAUCUGCACAUCAUGGACCGGCAUCACCUGUUCCAAGAACAACGCACGUGUAACCGCACUCCGUUUACCUGGCUCUGGACUAUAUGGACCAUUACCUGAGAAAACCUUUGAGAAGCUUGAUGCUCUUAGGAUCAUUAGCCUUCGUUCCAACAACCUCCAAGGAAACAUCCCAUCUGCUAUCCUCUCUCUUCCUUUUAUCAGAUCACUUUACUUUCAUGACAACAACUUCUCUGGUACUAUCCCUCCUGCUCUCUCUCGUCGUCUUGUUAAUCUUGAUCUCUCCAACAACUCGCUAUCAGGCAACAUCCCCGCGAGUCUAAAGAACCUUACUCAGCUCACUGAUCUCAGCUUACAGAACAACUCUCUCACUGGACCAAUCCCUGACCUCCCUCCUAGCUUAAAGUACUUGAAUCUCAGCUUCAAUAACCUUAACGGUUCAGUUCCAUCUUCUAUCAAGUCCUUCCCAGCUUCCUCCUUUCAAGGUAAUAGCCUUUUAUGUGGUGGUCCGUUAACUCCAUGCCCUGACAACACCACUGCACCAUCUCCUUCCCCAAGUCCUGGUACAAGCAAAAGAGGUCUCUCUACUGAAGCUAUUAUUGGCAUUGCAGUUGGAAGUUCAGUUCUGUUGUUUAUCCUUCUUGUCCUCCUAACUCUCUGCUGUGCCAAGAAAAAAGAUGAUGGGCAAGACAGCACAGCAGUGCCAAAGGCUAAACCAGGGAGGAGUGACAACAAAGCAGAGGAGUUUGGAAGUGGAGUCCAGGAAGCUGCGAAGAACAAGCUGGUCUUCUUUGAAGGAAGUUCAUACAACUUUGAUCUUGAGGACUUGCUUAGAGCCUCUGCUGAAGUUCUAGGGAAAGGAAGCUACGGGACAACGUAUAAGGCCAUCUUAGAGGAAGGAACAACAGUGGUGGUGAAGAGGCUGAAAGAAGUAGCAGCUGGUAAAAAAGAGUUUGAGCAGCAGAUGGAAGUUGUGGGAAGGAUUAGUCCACACGUGAAUGUAGCUCCUCUCCGUGCUUAUUACUUCUCAAAAGAUGAGAAGCUACUCGUGUAUGAUUACUACCAAGGAGGCAGUUUCUCCAUGCUUCUUCAUGGUAAUGAGGGAGGAAGAGAGGCUUUGGAUUGGGAAACAAGGCUAAGGAUCUGUUUAGGAGCUGCAAAAGGAAUCUCUCAUAUACAUUCUGUGUCUGGUGCUAAACUCCUCCACGGAAACAUCAAAUCACCAAAUGUUUUGUUAACACAAGACCUCCAAGUCUGUGUCUCGGAUCACGGUAUAGCUCCAUUGAUGAGCCAUCACACUUUGCUGCCUUCAAGAAGCUUAGGGUACAGAGCACCUGAGACCAUAGAAACAAGGAAACAUACUCAAAAAUCCGAUGUGUACAGCUUUGGUGUACUGUUGCUAGAAAUGCUGACAGGGAAAGCAGCAGGGAAGACGACAGGGCGUGAGGAAGUGGUGGAUUUGCCCAAGUGGGUGCAGUCAGUGGUGAGAGAGGAGUGGACUGGGGAAGUGUUUGACGUAGAGCUUAUCAAGCAGCAGCAUAAUGUUGAGGAAGAGAUGGUGCAGACGUUGCAAAUAGCAAUGGCUUGUGUGUCAAAGCAUCCGGAUUCUAGGCCUUCCAUGGAGGAAGUGGUUAACAUGAUGGAAGAGAUUAGGCCUUCUACUGGUUCUGCUAAUAGAGUCUCUUCACCAGAGAUGAUUAGAAGCUCUGAGAGCCCGGUUUAGAUUGGUUCUUUUUCUUUAUUUCUCAAAUCAUUAUUUAAUUUACUUCUUCUUCUUGGGAAUAAACUUUUAGUAGUUCCUCUAUGUGUGAUGCCUUAAUUGUUGUAGUUCUUGAGACUGUUUUCUGUUUGUGAGGUUAA
Molecule: messenger RNA, 2236 nt
Organism: Eruca vesicaria subsp. sativa (arugula)
Lineage: Eukaryota; Viridiplantae; Streptophyta; Magnoliopsida; Brassicales; Brassicaceae
Source: the annotation of a GenBank genome assembly